This is a messenger RNA of Oncorhynchus nerka (sockeye salmon), 2215 nucleotides long. RefSeq names its product Leucine-, glutamate- and lysine-rich protein 1 (gene lekr1). The coding region runs from base 266 to 2215 and encodes 649 amino acids. The transcript has 12 exons. The record is from RefSeq and is a predicted model, not a curated record. NCBI's taxonomy places the organism in Eukaryota, Metazoa, Chordata, Actinopteri, Salmoniformes, Salmonidae.
UAACAGACCACAAAGCCAUUCCCAAGCUUGAUUCCUCUGCUAGGCGUGUUGGUUCCUGAAAAGUGUCUCUCUCUUCCUGCGCUGGGCACAGCAGUUCAGGCAGGCGACGUACUGUGUCAUUCUGCGUAAAAACCGGCGCGGUAUCCAUGGUGACAGACAACGCUUGGAUCGCUCUUCCUGGCCAAGCGCACAGAAGGAAACAGCGUAACACUUUUUAGUGAGAUAAUUGCUGUUUUGCUUCUUUCGUUUCAAGAAAAUUGGCCCAAUGGGAGAGAGAGAGUCUGUGGAGAGAGAGGAGAUGGGCCUACACAUUCCCUACUACCCUCUCCCAGAGGAAAUACAACAGAUGGAGAGGUCGGAGACUGUGUGUCAGUACUGCGGUGUGAGUUAUCUCAUCCUCCACGAGUUCCAGCUCCUCCAGGACAGGUUGGCCCAGGUGGAGAGAGAGCUCCAGAACCAGAGAGGGACCACAGAGAGAGAGAGAGCCAAGAGAGAGCUGCUGGAACUGGGCAGAGAGGAGUGGGAGAGGGCUCUGAGAGAAGAGAUCCAGAGAGGGGCCACGGAGAAAGAGAAAGUCCUGAGAGAAGAACAUGAAAAGAGGUUUGAAGAGAGGAGAUUCCUAAAUGAGGAGAUAGAAAAAAGGAGUGAGGAGAGAUGGAGAGUCCUGAAAGAAAAACUCCAACAGUCCAGUACUCAUCUGGAGGAACAGAGGGAAGACCUACAUCAACUGGAAGAGAGGCUGAAGAGUGUGGGUUUGGAGCGAGGCAUGACAGAGGGGCUGCUGUGUAAAGAGAGAGAGCUCUGCCAACAGCUCAGAGAGAGGUGCGUAAGACAGCAGCAGGCCCUGACUGCCACCCUGUCUCUGCUUCGAUGCUCUCGUGAGGAGCUAAGAGAUGUACAGGGUUUCCUUAGCCAACUGACAGGGGCCUGGGAGGACUGCAGUUCACAGCUACUGGAGAGGAGCAGGGAGUCAUACUCAGUGCUCAGGGAGGAGCUGAGGAGUGUGUGUGUCGAACUCCAGAGGAUCAGGACGGAGAGAGAGAACGUGGAGCAGAAACUCAUAGUUCAGAGCAGAAAGACAGAAGAGCUGGUGAACCAACAGACACACGCCCAGAGGGAGCACAGAGAGAGACUUCUCAGGCUAUCCCAAGAGCUCAGGGAGAAGGAGGAAGGCUGGUUGUCAUGCCAAUGCAGGUGUAACUCUCUACAAUCACAGCUGUUGGCAUGUCAACAGAGAGAGGAGGAGGCAACCCGGAAGUACUCUGUGGCUGAGCAGGAAGUGGAAGCUCUGAGGAGAAAACUAGAACACGCCCAACAGAAGAGCAAAGACCUGAGGAGAGACAGUGAGAGGAUGAUGGAGUCCCAUCGUAAAGCCUUGACCAAGAUGGAGGAUGACUACAGACAGGAGCUGCCCUUCAAGCUACAGGCAGUUCUGGAGGAGCAGAGAACCCAGAAUGCUGUGCGUCUGAAGGAGCAGGAAGAGGAGCUAAAGAGGGAGGCGGGGUUAGAGCUGGUGAUUGACAGGGAGAAGAGUCGGGAGCUGCUGCUGCAGUACCAGAGAGAGAAGGAGCAGAUGCAGAGGAAGCUGUCCUCCCAGGUCCACUCAGCCACACAGGAGCUCAGAGAGGAGGUGCAGAGACUGAGGGAGAUGCAGGAGGAGAGGAGCACUAAAGAGGAGAGGCUACAGCGUGUACUACAGCACUCCCAGCAACAGGGGGCGUUAGAGCUGAGCCAGGCCAGAACAGAACUGCAGCUACUGAGAGGAGAGAACACUGGACUACAGGAUGAGGUGGUAUUGCUUCAGGAGACAGUGAGGAGAGAGUGUGAAGAGAGAGGGGAGCUGACCGCUGCUCUUACCCAAGCUAGAGAGCAGCUCCUGGUGCUACGACGCCAAGCCUCGCCCCUGGAUCUCUCCCACCUCAAGGGCAAACACCCCCAGACAGACCUCCCACAUUCCCAGACCAAAGUCAGACUGCCCCUCACCUGCUCCUUCACCCCCCAGCACACACUGAGACCCUCCCCUCCAUACACAGCCACGGGGGGGAGAGAAGGGGGAGGCGUGGGAAGGAGUGUGGCAUCCUGGCACGGUAGUGGGGGAGGAGCUGGGGAGAAAGGGAGAGGGGGAGAGAGAGGAGGGAACCUGCCCAAACUGAGGUCCAGCAGUGAGGUCAAACACAGAGUUAAUCUGGUGAUGGGGAGGAAGGAGAGAUCCUGA